This is a messenger RNA of Dromiciops gliroides (monito del monte), 4181 nucleotides long. It is a transcript of the gene MATK, whose product is annotated as megakaryocyte-associated tyrosine kinase. The transcript is spliced from 13 exons. Gene Ontology annotation, molecular function: protein binding; ATP binding; protein tyrosine kinase activity. The coding region runs from base 305 to 1699 and encodes 464 amino acids. NCBI's taxonomy places the organism in Eukaryota, Metazoa, Chordata, Mammalia, Microbiotheria, Microbiotheriidae. Gene Ontology annotation, biological process: protein phosphorylation. The record is from RefSeq and is a predicted model, not a curated record.
UUGGGGGGGGUGGGGGGGCGGGGGAGAGAAAAUGAGGAAACAGAGGAACUUGCCACAAGUUGUGCGGCUGCGGCCACCAAGGAGCGCAGUACCCGCGGCUGGGGCCCCCCACUAGCCCCGGGGAAGGGAACGGGCUAGACAGGGGAGGAGCGGGGAGUGGGGCCCCAGCGGCCCAGCCUGGCUCUGCCGGCGCCGUCCCCCAUCCCCUCCUAUCCAGUGCUGUCCCGUGCGGUCCAGAGCCCCGGAGACCCAAGCAGGGCAGGUAACCCCCAGUAACCCCUGGAUCCUCCACAUCUCAGCCAAGAUGCCAACGAGACGCUGGACACCGGGCACUCAGUGCAUCACCAAAUGUGAACACAUGAAGCCCAAGCCAGGCGAGCUGGCCUUCCGAAAAGGCGAGGUUGUCACCAUCCUGGAGGCCUGUGAGCAGAGCAAGAGCUGGUACCGGGCUAAGCACCAUGAGAGUGGGCAAGAAGGGCUCUUGGCAGCUGGAGCCGUUAGAGAGAGAGAAGCCAUCCCCACUGACCCCAAGCUCAGCCUCAUGCCGUGGUUCCAUGGCAAGAUCUCGGGACAGGAGGCAGUAGCUCUGCUACAGCCAGCGGAGGAUGGGCUCUUCUUGGUCCGGGAGUCUGUGCGGCACCCAGGUGACUAUGUGCUGUGUGUUAGCCAUGGCCAGGAGGUGGUCCACUACCGAGUACUGCACCAUGGUGGACGGCUGACCAUCGAUGAGAAUGUCUCCUUCUACAACCUUAUUGACAUGAUUGAGCAUUACAUGAAAGACAAAGGGGCCAUCUGUACAAAGCUGGUGAAACCCAAGAGGAAACAUGGGACCAAGUCAGCUGAGGAGGAGCUGGCCAAAGCCGGCUGGUUACUGAACCUGCAGCAGCUGACCCUCGGCAGCCAGAUUGGGGAGGGGGAGUUUGGAGCCGUGUUGCAGGGGGAGUACCUGGGCCAGAAGGUGGCAGUGAAGAACAUCAAAUGUGACGUCACCGCCCAGGCCUUCCUGGAUGAGACUGCUGUAAUGACGAAGAUACAACACAAGAACCUGGUGCGGCUGCUAGGGGUCAUUCUUCAUCAAGGGCUCUACAUCGUCAUGGAAUACAUGAGCAAGGGGAACCUGGUGAAUUUUCUUCGGACCCGGGGCCGGGCCCUGGUCCACAAGGCUCAGUUGCUGCAAUUCUCCUUGCACGUGGCUGAGGGCAUGGACUACUUGGAGGGUAAGAAACUUGUACACCGAGACCUGGCUGCCCGAAACAUCCUCAUAUCUGAGGAUCACGUGGCCAAGGUCAGCGACUUUGGUCUGGCCAAGGCUGAGCGAAGAGGCCUGGAUACCAGCCGACUCCCUGUCAAGUGGACUGCACCUGAGGCUCUGAAACAUGGGAAAUUCUCCAGUAAGUCAGAUGUCUGGAGUUUUGGGAUCCUUCUGUGGGAAGUGUUCUCCUAUGGCCGGGCUCCGUACCCCAAGAUGUCUCUGAAGGAGGUGUCUGAAGCUGUGGAGCAGGGUUACCGAAUGCAGCCCCCGGAGGGCUGUCCUGCCAGUGUCUAUGCCCUCAUGGGCAGCUGCUGGGAGGCAGAGCCUACUCGCCGUCCGGCCUUCAGGAAACUCUUGGAGAAGCUGGCCAAGGAGCUGAGGAGCGCAGCAACAGAGCCCGUUCCUGAGGGCAGUGCAGCCGGACCCCAAAGCCUCCAAGAACCUUGAACCUCUAGUCCUUGUGCCCCCAAGGCUGCAAGCCAGACUCUAUAGGCUAAAGUGGAGGGCUCCCAGGGGCCUUGCCCAGCCCACCCCCACUGGGGACUAGAGGGAGAUUGGAGAAUGUCAAAAUGCCUCCUCUUUUCUCCUUUCCUCCCUGGAUAAUUCCUGGGCUGAGAGAGCCAUCCAAAGGGGGACCGGGGCUGGGUGGGAAAGUGCAUGGGGUGGGUAUGGUAGAGCUGCACCAGAGUUGAUACAUGCCCUCCCCAGCCUGGCCUCAGUUUCCUUGGGCUACAGUCAUUGCUCUGCUGGCAGUGCCUACUUGGGGAAUAGCCAGGGGAUGUGGGCUUGGAGAUGCCCCCAGAUGGCCUCUAGUAAUCAAGAAGCCCAAGGGUGGGCCCUGGCAAGCUGGGAGAAGGCGAUAAAAGACAUGGAGUCUUUAUUAUUCUGAGAACAGGCUUCUGUGUCUCUUUGUCCCUUGCCCUUGUUAACUCCCCCCACAGAGAUCCUUACUGCAUCCCACAUGUGACAGUCGGCUGGGGGCAGCAUCCCUCUUCCCCAGGCCCAGCUCUCAUAUUUGGUAACGCACCAUGAACGUCCAUCCCCUCCCUAAGCUCUUCCUCCAAUCCACCCUGAAUCACAGCUUUCUGUCAUCCUGCACCCACGGUGGUCUUCCUGGUGGAAGAUCAUGGAAAGCUGUUCCCCUCCUAGGGAUCUGAUCUGGGAUCACACGCCCAGUUUGACGAAGGAUCUGUUCAUGGGACCCCACCGCCUCUGACUAGCAGAUAUCUUGGAUCUCACACCCAUGGUGGUCUAGAGAAGGAGGAUUCUCUUUCCUUUGGAACUCAUCCCAGGAAAGGGAAUGGAGCUCCUGGAAGCCAUUGGGUGCAAACAGGCCUUGGAAUGAGCUGGAUGCUGGGGGAACGAAGAGAAGCUCACUGGAGCUCCAUGAAGUAGGAUCUUAGAGGCUCUGCAUCCUACACCUGAGCAGGAAGCAUCUCCAGCUGCUUGAAGGCUGAGGGAGGAAGCCUUGUACCUCCUGAGUCUGCCCAUUGCUCUUGGAGUAGCAGCAGCUCUUAGGAAGUCUCUCUUUUAAAGUCUCCAUCUUUCCCUUCGUUCUGCCCCUGGGGCCCAGCAGAACAAGCCUGCUCCCUCUUCCAUACGAUAGUCUCUCCAAUACUUAAAGAUAGGGCUUGUGUCUUCCUAAAGUCCUGAUCGUUGCCAAAUCUUUCAUCCAUCCCUGUCAUCUGAAAAGACAGAAACCAUGCCCUUAUUUUCCCCUUGAAAGCCUUGAGGCUCCUUCUGAAGAAAGCUCCGAGGAUUGGGGUCAGGCCUAGGGGUAAUGAGGGGCCACCACAGCACCAUACCCCAGCUCUCAGAGCACAGCCUAAGGGUCAUCUGUCCCCUGUCCUUCAGGGGCCCAGUAAUCUGUGUGGGCUGGUCUUUCUCCUGCCCCCUUAGGGCCUCUAAGCUGACACAGCGUCUGGGAGCAUCAGCCUCCAGGACAUAAGAGGCUCAGGCCCAGGCUAAAGCUACAGAAUAUCCUAACCCUCCCUGAUUCUACCCGCCUGUCCUCUUAACUAAUUUGCGGCCAAUUAGUAUAAUUGGGAGACUUGUAAAGAUGAAGCUCGUUAAUGUUUUAAAGUGAUGAAGCAAUUAGGGGCCUCGCAAGGAGGGUAAUUAUGGAGGGGGCUCCCCCUCCCUUUCCCAGCCUGCUCCAGUCUCCAACACUAUCUCCGUGGUCAGCCUGGACAAACUGACCGGGGCCGUUGUGGACAAAGAAGGUCAGAGCAAGAAAGAGAGGCCUUUGAAAUCACCUAGGCCUGCUUUUAUAGAGAAGGAAACUGAGGCCAAGGGAGGAGGUUGGGACCGUCUAGGCUUGCACAGUGAGUCAGCGGUGAAGCUAGGACUAGACCCCAGGUCUCCUGCCUUUCCACACAACUCCAAAGUCUUUCCUUCACGGGCAUGGUGUAGUGGGUCAGACUUGGGUUUGAAUGCUGACCCUGACACCUGCUAGCUGUGUGACCCCGGCCUCUUUCUGAAUGUCAGCUUCUUUGUAUGUCAAAUGGGGAAAAGAACACCACCUGCACCAUCUAUACCACAGGGUGGCUGUUAGGGAAAUCUUUUGCAAACCUGCAAGCCUUUUAAAACUAUUAUUUCCCAAUCAACAAGUGUUUACUAAACAUCUCCUGGUGAUCAGGAACUGUGCUGGGCACUGGAGAAAUAAAGAUAAAAAUGGGUAGCUGGAGACCUGUAUCUAGAGUGGAGACAUAAUGGAGGUAGGCUUCUCCUUGGCCUUGCACUAUGAGAGGGUAAUUUCCCAAAUAUCUGGGUCCUGGAGCCCAAGUCCACCUCUCCAGAAUCUCUUCCUUUUUCUUUUCCCCUCCCCAAGUCCUGGGGAGGCUCCUGGAAUCAUCUGUGAUGUCAGUGGAAGGCAGUGAAUGCAGCCUCUGUCUGCAGGUCAGGGUCUCUGAAUCUGCCUCUUGACUUU